AAACGCGCGCCGACUCGCGGCCGCCCGCAUCUAAUGUUGCACAUUGCAACGAAUAAUAUUAAAUCGAAGUGAAGACCAGACACGAUAAGUGAAGCCUAGACUAUUUUAAACUCUAGUGUAUUCAGUAUCGUGCGAAAAUGCCAGCCGACUCAACCCUUAUAGUAGCUGGAGAGGAGAGAUUGGAAAAAAAUCAGUUUCAAAGUCUCGCUGAGAGAUCGAAACACGAGGAUUUUUUGCGGCGUGCCGUGGAUUUGUUGGUCGAACGAGUGGUGUUUGGGAGAUCUUCGAGAACUUCGAAGGUGGUAGAAUGGGCGGUCCCGGAGGAGAUUAAGAGUGCGAUUGAUUUGACACCAAGGGACAGUCCGUUGUCCCAUGAUGAGCUGUUGAAGGUUAUUGCUGAUGUUGCUCGCUAUUCAGUCAACACUGGACAUCCAUACUUCGUCAAUCAGCUCUUUUCUUCAGUUGAUCCCUACGGUCUGAUUGGGCAAUGGUUGACAGACGCUUUGAAUCCUAGCGUCUACACUUAUGAGGUGGCUCCCGUCUUCACACUUAUGGAAGAGGAGGUGUUAAGAGAGAUGAGAAGCAUUGUCGGAUGGCCUGAAGGCGCAGGCGAUGGAAUCUUCUGUCCUGGAGGUUCUAUUGCUAAUGGCUAUGCUAUAAGUUGUGCUCGGCAUUACUUCUAUCCUGACACUAAGAGCAAAGGAGUUUAUGCGGUACCCAAGCUUGUUCUUUUUACAUCAGAACUGGCUCAUUAUUCAACCAAAAAGUUAGCCACCUUUAUGGGUAUUGGCAGCGAUAACUGCGUAAUGGUGAAUUGUGACGAGCGAGGGAAAAUGGACAUUGAGGACUUGGAAUUAAAGAUCAAUGAGGCGAUAGAAAGUGGUGCGACACCAUUUUUGGUUACUGCCACAGCUGGUACGACCGUCUUUGGUGCAUUUGAUCCGUUAGUGGCGAUCUCUGGUCUGUGCAAGAAGUACAACCUGUGGUUCCAUGUGGAUGCUGCUUGGGGCGGCGGAGCAUUGAUGUCAAGAAAACACAGACAUCUUUUGGCCGGAAUCGAGUUGGCCGAUUCAGUGACGUGGAACCCUCACAAACUCUUGGCGGCUCCGCAACAAUGUUCCACGUUCCUAAUGAGACACAAGAACGUCCUCAAAGAUGGACAUUCCUGUGAAGCGAAGUAUCUAUUCCAGAAGGACAAAUUUUACGACACAUCUUACGACACCGGAGAUAAGCAUAUUCAAUGUGGACGACGAGCGGAUGUCCUUAAAUUCUGGUUUAUGUGGAAAGCAAAAGGCAGCGAGGGUUUCGAAAUGCACAUCGAUAAAUUAUUCGACAAUGCGAAGUAUUUCUUUGAUCACAUUCGACAAAGAGAAGGAUUCGAACUCGUGAUUGAUAAGCCAGAGUGUACGAAUGUAUUGUUCUGGUAUGUACCACCUUGCCUUCGAGGCCGCGAAAACGAGCCAGAUUACAAAGAAAGGCUACACAAGGUCGCCCCGAAAUUAAAAGAACGUAUGAUAAAGGAAGGAAGUAUGAUGGUCACCUACCAACCGCAAGGUAAUUUGGUAAAUUUCUUCCGCAUUGUUUUCCAAAGUUCAGCUUUAGACCAUAAAGAUAUGGUUUACUUUGCUAACGAGUUCGAAAGGCUCGGGAAAGAUAUUGUAGUUUAAAAUUAAGAAACUUGUAACCUUGUACAAAAUUCUGCGACUUUGUAGCCUGUGAUUUUAAUGUUGAAUCUAUUUAUUUAACGAUCGAAAAAUAUGUAGAGAAUAUUUACUAUGUUACUGCGUUUAUGCAGCAUUGUAGAAUUAGUAUUAUCUUAAUAAAUGUAGUU
Hyposmocoma kahamanoa is the source of this 1831-nucleotide messenger RNA. RefSeq names its product cysteine sulfinic acid decarboxylase (gene black). Gene Ontology annotation, cellular component: cytoplasm. Gene Ontology annotation, molecular function: pyridoxal phosphate binding; carboxy-lyase activity. Bases 138 to 1667 code for a protein of 509 amino acids. Lineage: Eukaryota; Metazoa; Arthropoda; Insecta; Lepidoptera; Cosmopterigidae. The record is from RefSeq and is a predicted model, not a curated record. The transcript has 4 exons. Gene Ontology annotation, biological process: carboxylic acid metabolic process.